GCAUUGAAAUUAUAGACCUGUGUUUACAUCACGACAAAAAAAUGAUAUUUUAACUGCGCAGAACGUGCGCAGUGUGUACAUUAGAUUAUUAAACUUAGCAAUUUAGAUUACUUAAAGGUAUUUCGCAUAUAACAGCUGUUGCAUCACGAGGAAAGGUAUCAGUUUUGAGGCAUCGUCUAUUGAUGAUGCGUCCAUAACCUAGUCUAGUGCAUUAGAAGAAAUAUGAUUGAGCAACUGAAACAGAAAUGUUGGAAACUAAUGUUAAUGAUGAACAACCGAAGAACAAGACCUUUCUACAAAACUUGGCUGUUAUCACCCAGUCCUGCCUCUCUCAUGAUGAUAAGAAGGUCACAGCCUCUCAAUAAUCAUAUAUUUAGUGUGAGCCGAAUACUAAUUGCCUCAGACUUUACUUGCACUCAUCGUUGAGCAGUUGUCUCUCCAAAUAAGACUGAACACUAAUUUAUUGUUUAAUUUAAUUUAAUCAUGGAAGUUGUUAAGAAUUACCCCUUGGCUAAAGCCUUCCUAGCUGGUUCCUUUUCUGGAACCUUCUCCACCAUCCUCUUCCAACCAUUGGAUUUGGUGAAGACACGCCUACAGAAUCCAACUUCCGCUAUUCUCAAUGCUAGAGCCGGAACUGGAAUGGUCACGAUUUUCGCUACGAUUGUACAACAGGAACAUUUACGAGGAUUAUGGCGAGGCAUGGCUCCGAGCAUCACGCGUUGCGUGCCCGGAGUUGGAUUAUACUUCUGCUCGCUGGACUACCUCAAGACCAAAUUCUUUGAAGAUCGUACUCCGGGGGCUUUGCAAUCGGUGGCCCUUGGGAUGUUCGCUAGGUGCAUGAGCGGUGUAGCUCUGAUUCCGAUCACCGUUGUUAAAACUAGAUACGAAAGCGGUGUCUACGGAUACAACGGAGUUGCUUCUGCUCUCAAAGAGAUCUACAAAACAGAGGGCUUUAAAGGCAUGACCUGCGGCCUUAUCCCGACACUCUUCAGAGACGCUCCUUUCUCCGGUUUAUACCUCAUGUUCUAUACCCAAAGCAAACAAAUGAUCCCAGAAGAUUUGUUAAAUACGCAUUACGCAACUCCCAUGCACUUCACCUGCGGUAUUACAGCUGGAAUUCUGGCCUCGGUGGUGACCCAACCUGCUGACGUUCUGAAGACCAAAAUGCAACUGUACCCUAACAAAUUCAAUGGCAUUUGGUCCGUGAUGGUCUAUGUUCAUGGAAAGUACGGCGUACAGGGCUACUUUAAGGGAAUGGUUCCUCGCAUGCUGAGGAGGACCUUGAUGGCAGCCAUGGCGUGGACAGUCUAUGAAUCCAUCACGAAGAGCAUUGGAUUGAAAUGAACCCAUAGUCAGAUUCUGCAUAUACAUUGGGAUAUAUGUAUAUGGAGAAUGAAUGUUGUGAAUGUUGAUGUUCUAACGAACAACGAACAAACCUUUUAGAGGUCUCUUGUUCACUAACAAUGAUAGUUAAAAAUUCUAAAUUGGAUGAAAUUAUUGUUGACAUUGGCUGUGUUUUUGUUAUAUGUUAUGUAUAAUCAAUUUUUACCAGUGAAAAAUUCUAAUCAGAUGUUU
Molecule: messenger RNA, 1575 nt
Organism: Nicrophorus vespilloides
Lineage: Eukaryota; Metazoa; Arthropoda; Insecta; Coleoptera; Silphidae
Product: solute carrier family 25 member 38-A-like
Exons: 6
Coding region: 484-1344 (286 amino acids)
Biological process (GO): glycine import into mitochondrion
Cellular component (GO): mitochondrial inner membrane; mitochondrion
Molecular function (GO): glycine transmembrane transporter activity
Source: RefSeq, a predicted model, not a curated record